This is a messenger RNA of Exophiala spinifera, 387 nucleotides long. RefSeq lists its product as uncharacterized. The record is from RefSeq and is a predicted model, not a curated record. The coding region runs from base 1 to 387 and encodes 128 amino acids. NCBI's taxonomy places the organism in Eukaryota, Fungi, Ascomycota, Eurotiomycetes, Chaetothyriales, Herpotrichiellaceae. The transcript has 2 exons.
AUGAGCUCGAAAGUAUUGAGCAAGAGCAGCUCAACGUCAGAGAUAUUUGCAACCACGAAGAAGGACUUUGAGGAGGAAGUCCGUCGCCUCACCAAAUUGGGGAGGGAGAUACCUCCGACAAACGGCUACGACAGUGACAGUGGCCAAGACACAACGGUGGCCAACGACGACGACGACGCUGCAGAGUCUGCAGCCGAAGUCCAACAAAUGAUAGAUCACCAGGAUGAGAGGCUUCCGUACGGCAACGACACAGAUGACUCGGACGUGGACGACUCAGGUACAGACUCACGGGGUGAUGACCAGCAUUUGUUGCGAAGAGGGCGUGAGGCUCUGGAUCGCCUGGCCCGCCUUGACCGAGCAGGCCAUCCGGUCUUGGGCACAGACUGA